AUGAUGAGAGCAAGUCACUAUACCAGUUUGCGUUUUGACCUGCUGGACAAUGAGAAACCUCCACACAGAUCAUCAAACUUCAUGGACCUCUUGCAUCAAAGUGGUUUUGGGCUCGCAAUUCUAGCGCUACUGCGUUGCAAAGAGGGUGACUUCGCCUGCCACUUUGGGAUUAAGUGUUCAAGCUUUUGUAGAAUCAACGUGGGUACAUCACGCAGAACAGCUUGCGGUGCACUGGGCUACGUAAAGUUUCAGUCAGUGAAGAACGGGAACGGGCUGUUGGAAAGGACAGCAUUGAUGGUGUUGUUGGCCACGGUUUUGGGGGGAUGCUGGUCAUUGGAGCAGCCGGGUGGAAGUCUCCUUGAAUACUACCCCACAUGGAGGAUGGUCAUCAGAAAGGUAUUCGAAUGGGGCGGCCCAUACGCCGUACAGGUCGUACGCUUUUGGAUGGCCCAUUACAAAUCUAUGACGAGCAAGCGACACUAUUGCUAUUCCAACAGUCCAGAAAUCUUAAAGUUUGACAAAGGCGUCUUACCUCGAAAUUGGAACUCUUCCAGUUCAAAGGUGGCCACUGCCCAUCAUUACGUUGACAAGAAGGGCAAGCGGAGAUACAAGGGCACCAACAGCCUCAAGAAAACGGAGCAAUACCCGAUGCCCUUUGCCAGGGCUUUCUGUGACAUGAAGGAGGCCAUGAAACGAUCCAGCAGUGGCCGUCCUCAGAUUCCAGACCCUUUGCCACCAGCAAUGCAUACGCUCACUGUUUUGCAGUGGGAGGACACUGACUUUUGGGAGUUCGCAGACCUACCAAAUUUCUACGAAUACCUACCAAAUUUCUACGAAUACCUUAGGGGCUGCAAAUAUCUUCGGAUUCCUGAAUUGUGGAAGCCACAUUUCCCCAAAACUCUCUCCUAG
This is a messenger RNA of Cladocopium goreaui, 909 nucleotides long. NCBI's taxonomy places the organism in Eukaryota, Dinophyceae, Suessiales, Symbiodiniaceae. The record is from the annotation of a GenBank genome assembly.